AUGGAGAAACAGGCGCUCCUUGGGGGGCCAACCGCCCAGCCACGACCGACCCAGCGUCAACGAGCGACAUCCAAAAACGCGCUUUUCAUCGCAGUUGUUACGUUGUGGGCAUUAGCUUCCUGGCAUUUCUUUAUUCCUUACAGGAAUCCAUGGCCGCACAGCGCUGAACCGGGGAUGCGAGAGUAUGCGGGGGAGUCAAUCGAGUGGCGGUUGUGUGGUGACAUCACCGGCCAUGACCUCGAAUGCAGCACUGUCGACGUGCCAAUGGAUCAAUUCAAUGCGACAAACUCCAGAAACAAAACCUUCCAGAUCCCUCUCGUUCGCAUGCGCGGCAGAAAUGCCACCAAUAAUCUACUUGUCAACCCUGGCGGGCCGGGCGCGAGCGGCAUCAGCUAUGUCUACGGCGCUGGCGAGAAGCUCAGCAAGCUCAUCGGGGAGGACUUUCACAUCAUCGGGUUCGAUCAAAGGGGGGUCAAUUCCUCAACUCCCGAGGCGACAUGCUAUGUCGAUGCAGAAUCGCGAGAGAGGCUCCGGCCCAGACGCUCGACGGACCUCAUACGGGACAGCCCCUACCUGUACGCGUGGUCGACUAACUACGUGCGUGCCUGCCAAGAAAAUUCCGGAGAUCAUUUUAAAUACAUCAAUACACCGCAGACAGCCGCCGACAUGAAUAGCAUUAUUGAUGCCCUUGGACAGAAACAUAUGUACUACUGGGGCAUAAGCUACGGCUCACUGCUUGGCCAGGUCUACGCUACGCUCUUUCCUGAGCGGUCGGAGCGUAUAGUCAUCGACGGCGUCACGGAUCAAGCUUACUGGUUUGAAGAGUUGAUGGAAACGCAACGAUAUGAUGACACUGGCGCCGUUGUUGACGGCUUCUUUGAAGAGUGCGUCCUUGCUGGAGACGCUUGCGCACUGAGCAAGUUUGGCAAGACCGGUCCGGAGCUGCGAGAAAACGUGACUAGCGUCAUCAACUCGUUGUACAAAAGCCCGGCCAGUGUGUAUAUAAAUGGUACCGUAUAUGGUACCGUCGACGAUUUCGAUUUGCGAAUCCGGAGUCUCUUCCAAGAGAUGUAUUCACCUGCCCACUGGCCCGCGCUUGCCCAGCGACUAGCGGAUCUCCAAGAGGGUAACGCGACGGGCGUGUUUUUAUCCUACGUCAAGGACAAUGCACUUGACAAUGUUCCAGAGGCCAAUCUUGCCGUUCAAAUGAACGAUGGUCAGUCUGGACCGGCAUUCUGGCCACAGGGCCGGAUGCCCUUGAUGGAGAAGCUGCUGCCGUACUUUGACAAGUACCGGUUUGCCCUCGGCGACAUGAUGGACUUUCACGUGAAGCAGAAGUGGACGACUCCGAAAACUCACACCUACAGGCCAAAGACAAAAGUCGAAACUACGUCUCCGCUCUUGAUUUUGUCAACGACCUAUGACCCCGUGUGUCCCUAUGCUGCUGCACAAAGCGCGCAGAAGACGUUUGUCGGGUCGCGUCUUGUUGCUCUUGACGCAUAUGGUCAUGCAUCCAUUGCGAUGCCAAGUUUGUGCAUGGCAAACCACGUACGUGCAUACUUUGAGAAUGGAGCUCUACCCGAAGAGAAUGUUGUGUGCAAGCCCGAUGGGGCAUAUUUCCCGAAUGGUGAAGAGGUCGCAGAUCAUCCGUACCCUCUGGAACAGCAAGAGCUUCUGACCGCACAAAGUGCUUUGGCGGACAUGCAUCGCGCUUUUUUGUAA
This is a messenger RNA of Akanthomyces muscarius, 1722 nucleotides long. RefSeq lists its product as uncharacterized. The record is from RefSeq and is a predicted model, not a curated record. The transcript has a single exon. Lineage: Eukaryota; Fungi; Ascomycota; Sordariomycetes; Hypocreales; Cordycipitaceae. Bases 1 to 1722 code for a protein of 573 amino acids.